AUUCUGCCGCUAGGAGAUUUUGUUUCAUACAAUGCGGUUCAUAAUACUUGACAAAGAGGCGCCGAAAGAGGAGUUUUGCUCGUGGUUUUUAAAUCAAUAAUUGAUAUUCUUAGAAAUAAUCAAUACAUUUGUAUAAUAGACAUCUUACAGAAUGUCUUCUCUAACUAAGCCAAAGUCCGAGAUGACGCCGGAGGAGUUAGCAAAGAGAGAGGAAGAAGAAUUCAACACCGGACCUCUCUCAGUUCUUACUCAAUCUGUCAAAAACAACACACAGGUACUAAUAAAUUGUAGGAACAACAAGAAGCUUCUGGGAAGAGUUAAAGCAUUUGACAGACAUUGUAAUAUGGUUUUGGAAAAUGUAAAAGAGAUGUGGACAGAACUUCCACGUACUGGAAAAGGGAAAAAAAAGGCAAAACCAGUAAACAAAGAUAGAUUUAUCCCCAAGAUGUUUCUACGUGGAGAUUCUGUAAUCUUAGUUUUAAGGAAUCCAUUAGCCACUGCGGCAGGAAAGUAAUAAAGACUCUUCUAUCAAAUCAUCAAUUCUCAUCAAUUCUCAUCAAAUACAUUAAGGAUAAUUCUUAACUGUUAUAAUCUAAGGUGCACUGGUAAUAAAUGCUGCGCUUUGAAUAAAGCUUUUAUAUAUAUAUAUAAUAUAUAUAUAAUAUAUAUAUAAUAAAGUA
Messenger RNA from Harpegnathos saltator (Jerdon's jumping ant), 680 nucleotides. RefSeq names its product small ribonucleoprotein particle protein SmD2 (gene SmD2). NCBI's taxonomy places the organism in Eukaryota, Metazoa, Arthropoda, Insecta, Hymenoptera, Formicidae. Gene Ontology annotation, biological process: RNA splicing. Bases 152 to 514 code for a protein of 120 amino acids. The record is from RefSeq and is a predicted model, not a curated record. The transcript has 3 exons. Gene Ontology annotation, molecular function: RNA binding. Gene Ontology annotation, cellular component: small nuclear ribonucleoprotein complex.